Mollisia scopiformis is the source of this 525-nucleotide messenger RNA. RefSeq lists its product as uncharacterized. The coding region runs from base 1 to 525 and encodes 174 amino acids. Lineage: Eukaryota; Fungi; Ascomycota; Leotiomycetes; Helotiales; Mollisiaceae. The transcript has a single exon. The record is from RefSeq and is a predicted model, not a curated record.
AUGUCCAACAUCAAGUGUGGCCCCACCAUAACUUCCAAAGCCAUAACUCACCAUGGUGAAUGGAACGAAGAAUCUCGCGCCAUACCUGCUAUCAACUUUUUCGAGAAGUACGACGCUGUUGUGACAGCUGGCGACCUUUCGGGCUCAUAUCACGACUGGUUUGCACCAAGUGCUCGAUUCUACGCCAACACAGGUGUUACUUUGCAUAGCGGAGCUGAGAUUUGGGACUUUAUGAAAAGCCUAUCAUUGUUUGGCGCUUACGAGAUCAUUACAACCAACCGAAUUACCACAGUAAUAAUUGGAGGCCACGAAAGGGGGGAUCGCUUGAUCCAUCAAUCAGACACGGUUUUCUACCCUAAGGAAGGAAAGGAUAAAGGCAUUGGCAUUCCGAUUAGAAGAACUAUCGAGUUCGUUUCUGGCCCGAGCGAGGUUCAUGGCCAAGGAACAGACGGUUUGCAGUAUUUUGUAGGGAAAACGUUCUGGGAUACACAUGUUUUGAAGGCCCAAGUGAACCAAGUGAUCUGA